UGUACUUAUGAGGUCUAGGGUUUCGCCGUCACCCCUUGGUCUUUUUGUCAUCUGGAGCGGCCGGAGGCACGUCGUCCGCUCGCUGCUGUAAGGGUUUUGGUUCAUCCUGAUAUCUCCUCUUCUUCCCUCCGGGAAGAGAACACUCCGGCCGAAUAAUGUUGAUCCCUAAGAAGAACAGGAACGAGGUCUACAAGUACCUCUUCCAAGAGGGCGUUCUCUACGCGAAGAAGGAUUUCAAUCUGCAGAAGCACCCAGAGAUCGAUGUUCCGAACCUUCAGGUCAUCAAGUUGAUGCAGAGCUUCAAGUCGAAGGAGUACGUGAGAGAGACCUUCUCGUGGAUGUACUACUAUUGGUACCUCACUAACGAUGGCAUCGAGUAUUUGAGAUCCUACUUGAAUCUGCCGUCGGAGAUUGUCCCCGCGACGUUGAAGAAAUCUGUGAAACCUAUGGGAAGGCCCAUGGGUGGCCCCGGUGGUGAUAGGCCCAGAGGCCCUCCACGUUUUGAAGGAGACAGGCCAAGAUUUGGUGAUCGGGACGGGUACCGCGGCGGCCCUCGUGGUGGCGAAUUUGGCGACAAGGGUGGAGCGCCGCCUGAAUUCCAGCCAUCCUUCAGGGGUGCAGGUGGACGACCUGGGUUUGGAAGAGGGGGUGGUGGCUAUUCUGGAGGCCCUCCGUCGAGUUCCCUUUCUUAAGAUAAUUUCAUGCCAUUUAUCUGGUCUUGCAAGUACUUCCAAAUGUCUCUCAAAAUUUUGUAGGGAUUUAUUUGCCUUUGGAGGAACCUUAUGUCUCUGUGUGUGGUAUUUGAAAAAUUUGGUCUAUGAUGACCUUUUGCUUUACUUGAAUAGAAGAGAUACCUGUCAACUUGAUGCAGUCAUUUUUAA
Nymphaea colorata (pocket water lily) is the source of this 881-nucleotide messenger RNA. RefSeq names its product 40S ribosomal protein S10-1-like. Gene Ontology annotation, molecular function: RNA binding; structural constituent of ribosome. The coding region runs from base 156 to 692 and encodes 178 amino acids. The transcript has 5 exons. Gene Ontology annotation, cellular component: cytosolic small ribosomal subunit. The record is from RefSeq and is a predicted model, not a curated record. Lineage: Eukaryota; Viridiplantae; Streptophyta; Magnoliopsida; Nymphaeales; Nymphaeaceae.